Messenger RNA from Filobasidium floriforme, 339 nucleotides. RefSeq lists its product as uncharacterized. The record is from RefSeq and is a predicted model, not a curated record. The annotation marks the transcript as partial. Lineage: Eukaryota; Fungi; Basidiomycota; Tremellomycetes; Filobasidiales; Filobasidiaceae. The transcript is spliced from 3 exons.
UUCUUUCAACUUCCGCCUGUUCCCGACAGACACGACAAGAGUAGCGUGUUUGCGUUCGAAGCACAGUCAUGGCCGCAAUGCGUGCCUCGAAUAAUCAAACUGAAACAAGUAUUCCGCCAGUCCAAUCAAAGAUUCGUGGACAUGCUCACUGAAGCCCGGCUAGGCCAACUUUCGGGCAAGAGUAUUCGGGGUUUCGCAUGUCUGGCACGACCUAUCAAAUACGAAGACGGCAUCAAUGCUACGGAAUUGUUUCCCACUAAGAGACAGUCGGAUCUGGCAAAUGAAUCGCAGCUCAAGCGGCUCGGGGGUGAAACCCGCAUGUUUGUCAGGUCAGUCUGA